Symbiodinium sp. CCMP2456 is the source of this 798-nucleotide messenger RNA. The record is from the annotation of a GenBank genome assembly. Lineage: Eukaryota; Dinophyceae; Suessiales; Symbiodiniaceae.
AUGCCAAAGGCAACCGCGAAGGCAAAGUGUCUCCCCAAAGCACAAGUCUUUAGUCAAAGGCAUGGAAGUCGAGGUCCGAGCCGUCCGAGCCGUGGACUCUCUGGACCCCCACGUAGGGCCGAGUUCCAACGUGCUGCCACCAGGAUCCAGGCGCGGUUUCGUGGCAUUCUCGGGCGGAUCCUGGUUGCUCAAAAGCGAACUCGGCUGGAGCAAGAGAGGGCAGAGGAAGAGCACCGCCGCCGCACCGAAGCAAAGCGCGAAGCAGCACAAGAGGCACGACGGCAGGCAGCACAGGAUGCUCAAGCGCGGGCAGCACAAGAGCGAGACGAGAAGCUGCGGGCGCUGCGGGACAGGCGGUGCACACUCGAACAGAUGUGUCAAGGCCUGCCAUCACAUCAUAUGGACUGGGAGGAAUCCCCUGCCAGACUGCUCGAACUUUUAGAAAAGACUGUGGGCAUUGGCAGGCUGGCUUUGUGUGAAGCUUGGUUGGGAUGCCAUUCAGAGCGACGGUCGGCUAGAAAACGAUAUUUGUUGCUGACGAGAAAGUGGCACCCCGACAAGUGGGCCGUACAAGGCGAGCGUUGCGUCUCCAUAGCAACGGAGGUGGCAAAGCAGCUCGUAAGGGCAUAUGAGCAGGCAUGCAAGGAGCUGCCAAACGCGGUGCCUCCUUCCACCACCUGUGCUGCACAAGAGGACAACGACGAGGAUCGUGAAUGCUACGAGUUUGCCAGUUGGGUUGGUAUUUCUUUCAAAGGCAUGGAAGAUGUAUGGAAGGAAAGGCGGGGCGUCAAGCGAUGA